UCUAGUGUUCCCGUGUGAAGUGGGAGCAAAGCAAGAAAGAAGCAAUCAGCAGCGGCGAAAGAUCAUUGCCUGGGAUUGAAGAAGGGCAAAAGGAGAGUGCUGGAGUUUCCAGUGAAGAACCUACUUUGACUGAAAUUGGCUAAAUUCACAAGGCCGAGGGGAUGUGACAUCAGUUGCACAAUUCUACGCAGCAAGAUUUAUCAGGUUGAAGGAUCCCGGUUUUUGGAUUUCACUUUUCGGAAUGAGUGGAUUGGUGCAUUUCACUGAAGCACUAACAAGGUUUUAGAAUAAAGGGACGGUGUAAUUUGCAGAUGCUGCCAGACCUCCUGAGAUUUUCCUGCAGUUUGUGUUUUUGCUUCUGAUUUACCACAUCUGCUGUUCUUUCGGUUCUUAAUGUUCUGGGGACACAGGUUCGAAUAGCACUAUGGCCUGUCACCGAGCUGGAGGAUCUGUUUAACUGAACUGAGCUACUACACUGAAACUAGCUAAAGGGAAGCAGGAGGAACUCACCACUCAGGGUCUCCGUGUUCAAAGGUGAUGGUUUGGCUUGCAAAUCCAAGUUGGCAGAUUCCUGUUUCGAUGCUUGUGCUGUUAUCCCUACAGAUUGAAGGUAACCGUCUCGACAACAUGUUGCUAAGGAGCACUGGGAAACUCAGCGUUGAAACCAAGAAGGGGUACAUUGACAGUACCAUGUCCACAUCGCCUCAGAAGGAUUUGUGGUGUCACUGUCACCAUCAUUGUCCUGAAGAGUCAGUUAACAACACCUGCAAAACAGAUGGCUACUGUUUCACAAUAAUGGAAGAAGGUGAAACUGGAGGCUAUGUCAUCACAUCUGGGUGCCUGGGAAAAGAGGGUUCUGAUUUUCAGUGUCGGGAUACUCCAAAGUCCUCUCAGCGAAGAGCUAUUGAAUGCUGCACAGAUCGAGACUUCUGCAACCGCGAUCUCCACCCAACGUUGCCACCCCAGGACAUGAGAGAUUUUGUGGAUGGAAGCACUUAUCACAUAACCCUCCUGAUCUCUGUUACUGUUUGUAGCAUCAUCCUGGCUUUACUCAUCAUUUUCUGCUACUUCAGGUACAAAAGACAAGAGGAGAGACCGCGGUACAACAUGGGCAUUGAGCAAGACGAAACGUUCAUCCCACCUGGAGAAUCCCUCAAGGACCUGAUUGAACAGUCACAGAGCUCAGGCAGUGGCUCAGGGCUCCCUCUCCUGGUGCAGAGGACGAUAGCUAAGCAGAUUCAGAUGGUGAAGCAGAUUGGGAAGGGGCGUUACGGUGAAGUCUGGAUGGGAAGAUGGCGUGGUGAGAAGGUUGCGGUGAAAGUCUUCUUCACCAUGGAGGAGGCCAGCUGGUUCAGGGAGACAGAAAUCUAUCAGACUGUGCUAAUGAGACAUGAGAACAUCCUUGGAUUCAUUGCUGCUGACAUUAAAGGGACAGGGUCAUGGACCCAGCUGUAUCUGAUCACAGACUACCACGAGAAUGGAUCUCUUUACGAUUACUUAAAGUCCACAACCCUUGACACGAAAGCCAUGCUGAAGCUGGCAUACUCCACCGUCAGCGGGCUCUGUCAUUUGCACACGGAGAUCUUUGGAACGCAGGGAAAGCCAGCGAUCGCCCACCGCGACCUGAAGAGCAAAAACAUCUUGGUGAAGAAGAAUGGGAUGUGCUGUAUCGCCGAUCUGGGCCUGGCUGUUAAAUUCAUCAGUGACACCAAUGAAGUGGAUAUACCGCUCAACACCAGGGUAGGCACUAAACGUUACAUGGCACCGGAAGUGUUGGAUGAAAGUCUCAAUCGUAACCAUUUCCAAUCAUACAUCAUGGCAGAUAUGUACAGCUUUGGCCUGAUCCUCUGGGAAAUAGCUCGCCGUUGCGUUUCUGUAGGCAUUGUUGAAGAAUACCAGCUCCCUUACCAUGACCUGGUGCCCAGUGACCCAUCCUUUGAGGAUAUGAGGGAGGUUGUGUGUAUCAAGCGGCUGAGACCAUCCUUCCCCAAUCGAUGGACCAGUGACGAGUGUUUGAGACAAAUGGGGAAAGUCAUGGCAGAGUGCUGGGCUCACAAUCCAGCUUCUCGGCUAACAGCUCUCCGAGUGAAGAAAACCUUGGCUAAAAUGUCCGAGUCUCAAGAUAUAAAACUCUGAUGCAACGCCAAAUCUCUGCUCAGUGCUCAAGACCCUCAGACAGCACCGGACCCACAGCGAAUGGGAGAGUGACAGCCUUUUGACUCUUUCUGAACUAUCUUUCCUGUCCAAGUCAUUUCAACCUCAUGACCAUUGGCACAUCAAUGUGCUGAUUAAAAAAGGAGAAGUGAACUGAAACAACCUCCAGACGUGGCAGAACGAGCAUUCACUGGGUAUUUCUUGCUUACAUAGUAUAAAAAGCCACAGGUACUCAAGAAUUUAAUGCAAAGGGAGGUUGCAUGCUCGCUUUCUGUGAAAGCUGCUUACUUGGGUAAUUUGUCUAAUUUUGAGAAGUAUUACACAAUGAGAGACUCAAAAGCCAACUCCAACCUGAUUCAACUAGUCUAUAAACUGAUGCCGUUAACACUGGGUGGAGCUGCUGUAGAGUUUAACUGAGCUGAGUUUGUGAAGAUGAUGGGGAUGGACGUCUGUCACGUGGUAUCCACUGAGAGCGAACAGCAUCACUCAAGGGAAUGUGUUCCACCAUUGUCUGCUCUGUCACAGACUUGCGUGAAAAUUUUUCAUUGAGUAUGUGCGUGGGUAUUCCUCUGGCCGAAGAAAAUUGGAUGGGGAAGGUCCUCAUGACAGGAAUGUGACAUUUGUUAACAAGCACUGACAGGAACCCAGACAGUGUGUGACAUGGAUUGCAAUGUGUUCACCUUCCGUGCGAAACCGUUUCCAGAUGACAGGUUGUCACCUGACCGGGUUAGCCCACCUGGAACUGGAAUUCUGUGCCAAUAUCUUUCUCUCGAAUCUCUUGUCACUCCAUUGUGCUUUCGGACUUGCCUUUGUACCUCCUUUAAAAGCCUGACUGCUCUUGUAGAAAUGUUUUCAGUGGACACAGGUCUGAAAGGGGGCUUCUUAAGCUGUGAGAGGGACAAUCUCCUGAUUGAGAGCCCAUAGCAUUGGAGCAGCAUGCUGGGACGACAUGGUGGACCAUCAUUAGUAGUAGUUUCAUACAUUCAGAGGAUAGUUGCCCCUGGCUGUCAGAGCCUGGCAAUAAAAUUAACCUUAGCAACCAAGUGUCCACAGGUUACUCCUCUGGGAAAUCACUUAAGGGGCUGGUUGUGGGGAACUGACCAGUUACUGAGUGUCACUCUCUAUGGGAGGGAUCAUGGAAUUGCUACCAAAGUGCUGGAAAAAUAGAGCCCCAAACAGUGAGGAGGCAAGAAGGAGACAUAUUGUAAAACCCAAAAUGUGCUUGUCCAAGUCCCUGUCACUGAUAUUCCAUCCCCCGCUCCCUGUUUUGCAUGUCACUGGUGAGAACUCAUGGCAGUAAAUACUUGCCAGUUUAGAGACAUGGGUAGCCUUGUGGAGUUGAAUAGUUACAAUAUUGGGAAGAAUUCCAUUGCAUUCCCAAUGCACUUGCCUUUUUGUAAAUGUGUUUAGGUGUUUACUGCUAUUUUUCAGGACAUCCUACUCUGCAAAUCCAUUUAGGACCCUCACAUUUUACAUGUUGGAUGGGUACGUCCUACCCUGUUGGUUCCUGGCUGAGUACCAGAGACAAGGGAACAUUUGACAAUAACCCCUGCUGUAAGGAUGGGUCCCAGCGAAUUCCAAGGGCCUAAUCUUUAGCGUUCCCAUCAUACUGUAGCCUCCAAGCUUCCAGCUCUGUUCUCUGUAAAUGAAGAAGAGCCUUUCAGGAGUGAAGUUAGGAAACACAUGCAAGCAAGUGAAAGGAAUUCAUUACAUCCCAAGGUGAAUAAAUGCAAGAGCAGGACAAACCCUGCAGGUCAGACCAUAAGACCAUAAGACAUAGGAGUGGAAGUAAGACCAUUCAGCCCAUCAAGUCCACUCUGCCAUUUAAAACAUGGCUGAUGGGCAUUUCAACACCACUUCCCUGCACUCUCCCCAUUUCGGCCUGAAACAUUGACCUUCCUGCUCCGCUGAUGCUGUCUGACCUGCUGUGGUUGUUCAGCUCCAUGUUUAUUGACUCUUGCUCCCAGCAUCUGCAGUCCUUACUGUCUCCUAGUCACUAUAUUGCAAUAUUUAUCCUAGGCUAAAAACUGAGGCAUUAUUAAAGUACACUAUAUUCAGUCAUAACGAAACACUAGUGUUUGUUUUGGUGCAAUUCACAAAGUUUGGAAGCUACACCAAUUUCUAAUUUUUAAGUUUGAAAUCAGUAGCAUUUUGGUAACCGGAGAAAUUAAAUAAAAUGGAGACAGACAUAUGGAGUUAGAGCAAAAAUUACCUGUGAUCCCGCAAAGUAGCAGAACAAGUUCGAUGGGCUAAAUGAGCCGUUGUUUCUUGUGUUGCUUUUAUCCUUUGGUUACUUUUGCACUGAUCUGUUCACCCUCUGUGAUCAAUGCCUGGCACCAUCUUCACAGCUCCAUUGUUUCUGAAAUCUCACCCAUUACAUCAAGAAUUUCCCGAUGACAAUGCAAUAUUAAAAGAAAAUCAAUAACAGAACAAACAUGUCCGACUAUUCAGUUUUAGACCUUGUAAUUUCAGUUUUUGAAAAACAUUCACGCUUGGGCUGAUAAAUGAUGAGUAAAAUUUGUACCAUGCAAAUAACAGCCCGUGACCAUCUCCAGCAAGACAGCCUCUGACCCCCUUUGAUGUUUAAUGAUAUUAACAUCAGUGAAUCCCUCACCAUCAAUAUCCUGGGAGUUACCCUUGAUCAGAAACUGAAUAGACAGACCAUAUUAUUUCUAUGGCUCCCACCAUCCAGUAGAAUGCACCAUUGUUUCUUGGAAAAAUAUCACCGUAACAAUGCCACUGGUCAAAAUCCUGGAACUCAUUGUCUCACUUUACUAUUAACCAGGAACUCAACUAGACUCACCACACAAAUACUAUGACUUCAAGUGGAGGUCAGAUGCUAGGAAUCUGCGUUGAGUAACUCACUUCCUGUCUCCCCAAAGCCUGUUCACUAUCUACAAGACAGAAGUCAGGAGUGUGAUAGAAAAGUCUCCACUUGCCUGGAUGGGUGCAGCUCCAACAACACUCAAGAAGUUGCCACUAUCCAGGACAGAACAGCCCACUUGAUUGGCAUCAUAUCCACAAACAUUCAACCCCUUGAUGACCAACAGUGUUGUAACAGUGGCUACAAGAUACCAACUAAAGGUACUGCAGAAAUUCACCAAGGUUCUUUAAAGACUAUCUUCUAAACCAAUGACCACUACCAUCUAGAAGGAGAAGGGUAACAGAUAUAUGGGAACACCACCAUCUUCAAGUUUCUCUCCAAGCAACUCACUAUCCUGAUUUGGAAAUACAUCACCAUUGCUUCACUGUUGUUGAGCCAAAAUCCUGGAAUUUCACCCCCUAACAGCAUGGUGGGUCUACCUGCAGCACAUGGGCUGCAGCAAUUCAAGAAGGCAGCUCAUCACCACCUUGUCAAGAGCAACUAGGGACAGGCAAUAAAUGCUGGACCAGCCAACGACACUGACUUUCUGUUAGUGGUGUUGGUGUUCAUACACAGAUUCAAGAAUGACCUUCACAGUUAUGGGUGGGUAGGAAACACUGACCCUGUACACAUUUAGAACAUAGAACCGUACAGCACAGUACAGGCCCUUCGGCCCAUGAUAUUGUGCCGAACUUUUACCCUGAACGUUUACCUCAAUGUGAACAUUGAAAAAAAGUCUUUGAAACUAGAAAGGUUGUGAUCGAACUGUCUCUCCCUCCCAUCCCCCUGCUUUACCAUCAUUUGAAAAGCAUGAAAGAGUUACCAAAUGAAGCCUUCUAUACCUCCCACAUUGUCAUGAAGAAUGGGGCUGCUUUCUUGUUAGAGCAAGACAGCCAAUGGUGGUUUAACCUGAGGGUCACCAUAUCUCACAGGCUGGGAAUAGGUUACAAAGAUAAGUCCUUCAUGGUACCCUCAGACAGAGCAGGCAUUGAACCCACACUCUUGAUGUUACUCAGCAUCACAACUCAGCUAUAUAGCCAACUGAGCUAAACAUGUUUAUGCCACUGGGAGCAGAGGAACAAUCUUUUUGACAGGUAGUACAGGUUCAAAUGGCCUUAUGAUCUAAUCCUGGUACAUUAAAUGUUGUUAAACUGCCAUUUCAUUUCUGUCUACUGUUAGUUUGAAACAAACUGGACACUAUUCCUCUUGUGAUUCCUUCUAAUGGACUGUACCAUUAUUUACCCUAACUGGGCACUCACAUGUUCUGGUCACACUAUGGAAAUUUUCAUUUGGUUUCUCAGCAGAUUGAGCUACUGUUUCCCUUCGAUUUUACUCACUGGCUUUCAAUUUAUUGAAUGAACAAUGUCCCCAGUGUGAUCUGGAAUUAGUUAUCCCCUUCGCUGUCCAGACACACAAUGCUAGCAAGAUGCACCUUCUAAUCAGGACUAUUUCUGGUUAGAUUACAGAGAGUGAACCUCCUCCUAUUCUAUCUGAACAAUGAGCUUUAACACAGGCUGUGAAUGUCAUGGAAAAGAGAGACAUGUUGCUGAUGGUUUCCAUCUUGCUAUCAUCAGGACAAACACAAGAAUGCCAAAUUUCAAACAAUUGUAACAAUUUAUGUUGCAGGAGAUGUGCUGAUUGGCUUGGCCCAUUCUGGUUGCCAUGGAGAAAGUAGCAUAAAGCUACUGGCUCCUCAAGCUUCUAGGCAAUUUAGGAAAGGCGCAAGGCUUGAACAUAUUCCUUUUGUUUGUAGAGAAUGGGUCUUGUACCUGAAUGUAUGUAUAAAAGCAUAAAUGAGCCCUUUCACCUGCAAUCGUUGAUUGUCAGUGUAGCACUCAAGAUUGUUUAGCCCACAAACACAUAAUCCCAUCUGAUAUUCAGCAUAGUUUGGGUUUUAUAUGGAUGAGUACAGUCCAUAAUAGGCCUAUCACAAGCAUUUGAAGGAACAUGCAGUUUGAUAUCACAAGGAUCAUGGGGCUAUGUACAUCAUACCAGCACUGAAAGUCAUACAUGAUAUGUUUACCUGGCUGAUUCCAGGGAAUGUGGGACUGACGUAUGAGGAGAGAUUGACUACAUUAGGAUUGUUUUUGCUGGAGUUCAGACGAAUGAGGCGGAGGGGGGAGGUGGGAUCGCACAGAGACUUAUCAAAUUCUAACAGGGUAGAUGCAGAGAGUAUGUUCUGAUGGUGGGUGUGUCCAAAACCAAGGGUCUGAGGAUUCGGAGUAGACCAUUUAGGACAGAGAUGAGGAGACAUUUCUUUACCCAAACAGCGAUAAGCCUGUGGAAUUCAUUACCACAGGAAGUAUUUGAUGCCAAAACAUUGAAUGUAUUCAAGAGGCGGCUAGAUAUAACACUUUGGGUGAAUGUGAUCAAAAGUUAUGGGAUGAAAGCAGGAUUAGGCUGUUGAGUUGGACGAUCAGCCAUGAUCGCGAUAAAUGACAGAGCAGGCUCAAAGGGCUGAAUGGUCUCCUCCUGUUCCUAUCCUAUAUGUUUCUAUGUUACUCGUUAAUGUUUGGCAGCAGGUUGGUUUGGAUUGGCAGCAACAUCUGGUGAAUGGAAAGUACCACAUGGUAACUGUAGUGAUUGGAAGGAGGUCAGCCAGCUGGACCUCAUUGAAUCUGAUUUCCCUGGUUGGGGCUGUUAACUUGGUCCAAUCAGGGAGCCCUGGCUUACAGAUAAGAACAGGAGUGUCAGGGGUUCUGCACUCAGGGACCUGGAUCAGUGUCAUGUACUGUGCAGGUGUAAAUGAAAGGUGAGUUGGCAACAGGAUACUGGCCUUCCUGGAGUUAUUUCAGUAACAGCAUGGAAAAGGCUGGGUGAGUGACAACCAAGAAGUUACACCAACUUGUUAAUGUCUCAGCACUAAGGAGCACAGUGCUGAAUUACUGCCAUUCUCAGGUAAUUCAAUUCCUAAACAGCAACAAUAUGUAGAGUCUUGUGCUGAAUUGAUGGCAAUCUUUAAUGAGUCAAGCUCCAUUAGGCAGAGUACCCGUCUGCCUAGAGUUACUUCACAAAGCAAAAGAGAGAUAUUGCUUCACUUGACCUGUCUCUUGAACAGAAAACCCACGAUACCCUGUCAUUUCUUUCUUGGGGCCCUCUCCAUCCAUGACCGACACUAAAGUAAUGCUGCUGAGAAAGACUCCUCACCUGUUUUUUCACAGAAGUUUAUUGUGACAGUGAAGAUAAUAUCAGUCAGAAUGGGUCUGCUGAGCCUCUCCUGACCAAUAUAAACUUGACCAGAAGAUCAAGUUAGUUUGGGUUACAGGCUGAGGCCAAGUCCUUGUUGUUGCUUCGUGUGGACCAUUUCGUUUGUGAUGCUUCAAUAGGUCAUCUCUACUCAAACAGUUAAACAAUUAUUUUACACCAUCCAGUUGUCAGUUGGUUCACAAUCAGAAAAACCAAACCCUUCGCUGUAACUGAUCCCUUACAAUGUAUUAAAGAUGGAGUUGGCUGUUUGAUUAAUAGGGCGUGUAUUUGUCUCUCUAAGUAGGGACAGUCUAAACGUUGGGAGGAUAUCUUAUAUCGUUGUGUGAAUUUGUAUGCCAUUAGAGGGACUGUGGAGUAGAGGAAGUACUGGACAAUCAAAAUCCCUGUUGCUGACAGAGUAGGAAAAAAAUAGAAUAUUAUAUUUUGUGUAUUUUUUCAAACAAAAUGUCAAAAGCCUUUAAAUACCUUUUGGAUGCAGAAUAUCCUCCUGCAGUUCCUGAUUUUUCUUUUACUCACCAAAAUCUGAAUCCAUUUCAGUUAAAAUGGUAGCUGCCUCCCAAUUAGCUCCAAGCAUGUCCACUCACUGUUGGUUCUUGCAUGCUGUGUGGAGAGCUCCUCAAAGUCAGCCCAGCAUUUUCUAUAUGUUGGCAAAUAGGGAAUGGUUUCAGUCCUGUACACAUGGUGUGCACUAUUUCAGUCUCGUACACCUUGGGGUGUACUGUCUUUCUUUCUCUCUCUCUCUCUCUCUCUCUCACACACCACCAGUGGCUCCCCUCAUCCUUCCUCUCAAUUUUUGAUGCCAGGUAGAAACCAAGCCAGUGUGAGAGUAUGGGAGAUGUGCCAUUUCUGCUUACUGGCCUCUAUCGCACGGACAACAUUUUGGCUAAAUGGUACGAGGGAUCUACUAUUCCUCCAUGCAAUCUCUGAAGAAGUUUUUAUUUGCCAUCUCCAGUCUGCUUGCCAGGAAAGCUGAAACGGGGGACAGUGCUGGGAUACCAGAGCUUUGCAGUGUUCGUGGUGGGAUGCAACAAAUAGAAAUUUAUUGAUUGUAUAACUGGAAACAAAGCAUUUUUUUUACAUCUGUACAGAUGAGAUUUUUUUUAAGAAAAGCUACAGCUCACUGGGGAGCAGUGCCUUAUUUAAACUGUAAAUAGUUGUAAAUCAGAGGGAUUAGAAUUCAGAAUAUUAGUUGUAUAUGCUAUAAAAAUGUACUGUGUUUACCCAAUUCCUGAAUAAACAAAUUCAGACAGUGACAUUUUCAA
This is a messenger RNA of Stegostoma tigrinum, 9486 nucleotides long. RefSeq names its product bone morphogenetic protein receptor, type IBa (gene bmpr1ba). Gene Ontology annotation, cellular component: plasma membrane; signaling receptor complex. Bases 538 to 2136 code for a protein of 532 amino acids. NCBI's taxonomy places the organism in Eukaryota, Metazoa, Chordata, Chondrichthyes, Orectolobiformes, Stegostomatidae. The transcript is spliced from 15 exons. The record is from RefSeq and is a predicted model, not a curated record. Gene Ontology annotation, molecular function: ATP binding; transforming growth factor beta receptor activity, type I; SMAD binding. Gene Ontology annotation, biological process: dorsal/ventral pattern formation; protein phosphorylation; BMP signaling pathway.